GAAGUCUUUUUGUGUAAUACGUUCGUGACAGUUAUAUAGACAGACAUAUGUCUGAAAAUAUACAUUUUUUUACAAACUGAAAACGAGAAACACCCAAGUGCUGCAGAGAAACAGUACCUGCAAAUAUGAAGCUGAAUAUCGACGGGUUAUUAGUUUACUUUCCGUAUGACUACAUCUAUCCCGAACAAUACUCGUACAUGCUUGAGCUGAAGAGGACGCUGGAUGCAAAGGGUCAUGGAGUUCUGGAGAUGCCCUCAGGAACAGGAAAAACCAUUUCUCUUCUUUCCCUCAUCGUUGCUUACCAGAAGACUUACCCAUUAGAAGUCACUAAGCUUGUGUACUGCUCUCGCACAGUGCCUGAGAUAGAGAAGGUUGUGGAGGAGCUAAGGAAACUGAUGGAUUAUUACUCAAAGCAAACAGGAGUAAAAAAUGACUUCCUCGCACUGGCACUUUCCUCAAGGAAAAACCUGUGCAUUCAUCCUGAGGUGAGCUCUCUGCGUUUUGGAAAAGAAGUAGAUGGAAAAUGUCACAGUCUGACAGCAUCGUAUAUUCGAGCGCAGCAUCACAGUAACCCAAAUCAGCCUGUCUGCCAGUUUUAUGAGGAAUUUGAUAAUGUAGGAAGACAGGUGCCCAUUCCCCCUGGUAUAUAUAAUUUGGAUGAUCUGAAGGACUUUGGGCGUAGAAAAGGCUGGUGUCCUUACUUCCUGGCACGUUAUGCACUUCUUCACGCAAACAUAGUAGUGUACAGCUACCAUUACUUACUAGAUCCGAAAAUCGCAGACCUGGUCUCAAAAGAGCUUGCAAAGAAAUCAGUUGUCGUGUUCGAUGAGGCUCACAACAUUGAUAAUGUGUGUAUUGAUUCCAUGAGCGUCAACAUUACCAGGAGGACACUAGAUCGCUGCCAGACCAAUGUGGAAACCCUGCAAAACACCAUUAGCAGAAUUAAAGAAACAGAUGCUGCCAAACUUCGAGAAGAAUACAGAAGAUUAGUCGAGGGUCUUAAAGAAGCUAAUGUUGCCAGAGAAACUGACAUUUAUCUGUCCAAUCCAGUUCUGCCUGAUGAAAUCCUCCAAGAGGCUGUUCCUGGCAGCAUCCGCACUGCAGAACACUUUGUAGGCUUUAUGAAGCGCUUCCUCGAGUAUCUGAAGGCCCGUUUGCGGAUCCAUCAUGUGGUGCAGGAAAGUGCUCCUCAGUUCCUCAAAGACAUCUAUGAGAAGGUCUGCAUUGACCGCAAACCCCUGAGAUUUUGUGCAGAAAGAUUACGGUCACUGCUGCGGACUCUGGAGAUUGCGGACAUCGCAGACUUCUCACCCAUUACUCUGAUAUCACACUUUGCCACUCUUGUCAGCACGUACAGCAAAGGCUUCACCAUCAUCAUAGAGCCCUUUGAGGACAAAACGCCGACAAUAGCAAAUCCUGUUCUUCACUUCAGUUGUAUGGAUCCUUCUAUCGCCAUAAAGCCAGUGUUUGGCCGUUUUCAGACAGUUAUUAUCACAUCAGGGACACUCUCUCCGCUGGACAUCUACCCACGCAUCCUCGAUUUCCGCCCCGUCACCAUGGCAUCCUUCACCAUGACACUGGCACGAACCUGCUUGUGCCCGCUUAUUGUUGGUCGAGGGAAUGAUCAGGUGGCGAUGACCUCCAAAUUUGAGACCAGAGAAGACUUUGCUGUGAUCCGUAAUUACGGAAACCUGCUGCUGGAAAUGUCCGCUAUCGUCCCCGAUGGGAUUGUGGCCUUCUUCACCAGUUACAUUUACAUGGAGAACAUUGUGGCCUCAUGGUAUGAACAGGGGAUCCUUGAAAACAUCCAAAGGAAUAAGCUCAUUUUCAUAGAAACCCAGGACGCAGCAGAGACCAGCAUGGCUCUGGAAAAGUAUCAGGAGGCCUGUGAGAACGGCAGAGGAGCAAUUCUGCUCUCGGUGGCACGAGGGAAGGUGUCAGAGGGGAUUGAUUUUGUUCAUCAUUUUGGCCGUGCUGUUAUCAUGUUCGGAGUGCCGUAUGUGUACACUCAGAGCCGAAUCCUCAAGGCACGACUGGAGUACCUCAGAGACCAGUUUCAGAUCCGGGAGAAUGACUUUCUGACGUUUGAUGCCAUGCGCCACGCAGCUCAGUGUGUAGGCAGAGCCAUCCGAGGAAAAACUGACUACGGCCUGAUGAUCUUUGCGGAUAAGCGCUACGCACGAGCGGAUAAGCGAGGAAAGCUGCCCCGCUGGAUCCAGGAACACCUUACGGACGGAAGCCUAAAUCUGACCAUCGAUGAGACGGUGCAGUUAUCCAAACACUUCCUGCGACAGAUGGCACAGCCUUUCAGACGGGAGGAUCAGUUGGGUCUGUCUCUGCUGACUCUGGAACAGCUGCAGUCUGAGGACAUGCUGCAGAAAAUUGCCCAGAUCGCUCAGCAAGCCUGAACUCUCCUCUAAAACUAACAAAUAAACUCUGGGAGAUGUGUAAAUGUAUAUAUAGUUUUAUACAGUGUUUUCUACAACAGUACCUGAAGCAUGAAUAAAUGCUGUUCUUUA
This is a messenger RNA of Danio aesculapii, 2519 nucleotides long. It is a transcript of the gene ercc2, whose product is annotated as excision repair cross-complementation group 2. NCBI's taxonomy places the organism in Eukaryota, Metazoa, Chordata, Actinopteri, Cypriniformes, Danionidae. Gene Ontology annotation, molecular function: DNA helicase activity; hydrolase activity, acting on acid anhydrides, in phosphorus-containing anhydrides; damaged DNA binding. The transcript is spliced from 23 exons. The record is from RefSeq and is a predicted model, not a curated record. Gene Ontology annotation, cellular component: nucleus. Gene Ontology annotation, biological process: positive regulation of mitotic recombination; transcription by RNA polymerase II; nucleotide-excision repair. The coding region runs from base 126 to 2408 and encodes 760 amino acids.